AUGCUCUGCCACUCCAUCACCAAAGCUGCCACAACGGUUCUCGUCGCCUUUGCUGUCGGGGCCAACGCCUUCACCACUCCCUGCAUCUACCAGCAGUACAAGUGUGGCUACAACUUGAUUGCCAACCAAGUAUACACCGACGCAGAGCUGACGGCCGCCGUCAACACGACGGGGCCGAUCCCGCCGAUCGAGUCGAACCAGCUGCUCCAGGUUCUCUACCGCUGCAUCGACACUAAUGGCGCCAUUGCCGGAAACUCGUACUGCAUCAGCGGUUGCAUCUCCAUGCCCGGCAACGAUGCCAACGAUCAGUGCGCCAUGUAA
This is a messenger RNA of Drechmeria coniospora, 321 nucleotides long. Its product is annotated as cellulose signaling related protein ooc1. The transcript has 2 exons. Bases 1 to 321 code for a protein of 106 amino acids. Lineage: Eukaryota; Fungi; Ascomycota; Sordariomycetes; Hypocreales; Ophiocordycipitaceae. The record is from RefSeq and is a predicted model, not a curated record.